Molecule: messenger RNA, 1631 nt
Organism: Anopheles darlingi
Lineage: Eukaryota; Metazoa; Arthropoda; Insecta; Diptera; Culicidae
Product: farnesol dehydrogenase-like
Exons: 4
Coding region: 228-1085 (285 amino acids)
Source: RefSeq, a predicted model, not a curated record
UUCGGCCAAAGCCCACCGGUAAUUGGAUUCACAUACUACAUCUCCGUCCGUGUGUGAGUUGUGUGCCUUAGUGUGGUCAGUGGUCAACUAGUCUACCGUUUGAUCGAUCAGCAAUCGGCAAACCAAGGAUCCGUAGGAGCUUCCGGACGUCCAGCCUUCACAUUCUUGCAGCUAGACUGAGUUGAGAAUAGUGAAAGAAAAUAGUUGACACGCGGACAGACGACAAAAUGGCGGCAAACGGUAGUAACGGAAGUAGCAAUGGCACAACGGCGGCACCGGCCCCACCACCGAUUACGGUUCGGUUGGACGUGGUCGAUCGCAUGAAGCGCUGGGAGGGCAAAGUGGCCGUCGUGACCGGUGCGAGUGCUGCCAUCGGUGGCGCCAUCGCAAAAGAGCUCGUCAAGGCAGGAAUGAUCGUUUGCGCUCUGUCAAGGCGGCGGGAUAAGGUGGAGAAGCUGCGUGCCAGUCUUUUCGAUGUGGCCGGCAAUUUGAACUGCGUCGAGUGUGACAUCACCGAGGAAGAGGACGUUAAGCAUGCCUUCGGUUGGAUAGAGAACACGUACGGUGGCGUCGAUAUGCUGGUCAACAAUGCCGGUGUCAUCACGAAGUGUCUGCUGACGGAGAAGAACAAUACGCGAGAUCUCUACACGACGAUGGAGACGAACAUCAUUGGGCUGUGCAUGUGCACGCGGGAAGCCGUUAAAUCGAUGAAGGCGCGCGACGUCAAAGGCCACAUUAUCAACGUCAACAGCAUAUUCGGACACAAGGUUCACCAGGCCGUCCCCGGUACCCGACCGCUCAAUGGCAUGUAUCCCGCCUCGAAGUACGCCGUAACGGCCAUCACGGAGUGUAUCCGACAGGAGCUAAUCUACCUCGAUUCGGGUUGCAAAGUAACGAGUAUUAGUCCCGGUUUGGUGGAGGGAGACAUUCUGUCGACGGUCAGCUCGAACGAGAACGAAAUCGUCAAGUACAUGCCAAAACUGAAGCCGGAGGAUGUGGCGGAAGCGGUCCUGUAUGCCAUCACCACACCGGAUAACGUGCAAAUUCACGAGCUGGUGAUCAAACCGAUGGGCGAGUUCUUAUAAAUAUAAACACCAGCAACAACAUCUAGCCGCAUUCGGUGAACCGAGAACGGGAUUGAACGAUCUUCUCAAACCAUCCUGCUCUGCCGGACCGACCUUCUUCUCUGACGGUAUCUCGCUCGCUCAUAGGAAUAGCGCUUCUAGGGUAAUAAAUCGUUUAUUUACAUACCGUGGAGGAAUCCGUGAUGGAAGCUCCUCCUGUUGCCAACUCUAUUAUCGCUGACAAAUUUUAACUCAUUAAGACUAAAGAAAAACAUGUAAACAAGUGAUUGCUUACGUAUUUCUGUUUGCCAAUUGCUCUGUGCUCGCGCGCAUCCUCCCGUGGCCUUAGACCCCAACAAACGACUCCUGAUAGACUCUACCUCGCUCACUUUGCCUUUGCUCAACCCCAAAAUUAUUUACUUUCGACCCUCUGAACCCCAUCACCACCAUAGAAACGGUAAUUUGAAGCAGCCACAGUGUUGGAUUCGAUGCAUUCAGUGUAUUGAUAGUAAACUCUAAAUAGUAAUUUAUUUUUUAACAUGGAAAAAUAAAUAAUGCAAUAAACUA